CGACAACAAACACACCUGAUUCAAAUGAUCAGCUCACCAGCAAGCUCCGCAGGCACCUGAUAACAACCCUGAUUAUAUGAAUCCGGUGUGUAGGAAGAAGGAAACAUUUAAACAUACAUGAUAGGUCACCUCCAGGACUGGAAUUGCCCAUCCCUCCUGUAUAGUAGCUCAUCGAAAAUAAUCUUGUGAGAGAUUUAGUUUUCUAAAAUGCAGUGUUACAUCAUGUUGAGCUGUACUGCAGUGUGACUAUACUUUGCAUGACUGUUUCAGUACAAUUUUGAAUACUACUUAUGCCAUUCCAGCAAUAUUUACAUGAGUUUAUUGCAAUGUACCGUGCUAACUGUGCACUUCAAAGCAUUUAAUUGCAAAUAUUCUGAAAAAAAAAAUUAUAUCCAAAUGUCUUCAAGAAGUUAUUUUCUUAAUUACUGUACUUAGAUGAACCCCCAACCCCUCUCGCAAUUUUUUUUCUUUUUGCAUGAUUGUACACAAGGCUGUCUCUUCCCGGACGUUGACUGUCACCAUACUGAAGGCAGAAAACAUUCGCUCAAAAGACUUUGGGUCAGAGUCUGAUUGCUAUGUUACGCUGACUCUCCCACCUGCAAUUGUUUUCAAGACAACUACUGUGGAAAAUGACAAAAACCCAGAAUGGAACCAAAGCUUCAAUUUCACACUCAGCAAUAAUUUCCAGACUACUCUCCAGAUUCAUCUGCAUGAUGAGGACCCCCAAUUUGAUGAAUUGAUUCAAACAAUGGUGAUUGAUAUCAGCACACUGCCAGAAGGGAAAACGGAAAUCAAGGAAUUUGCCAUCCAACCCGAGGGUAAACUUUGGAUCGCCUUUACGAUCAAAGAGAGUGAGAGGAAAGCUGUGAGCCCUUUCAAAUGCUGUUCUUUGGGGAAGGAAGGGGUUUCUUACUGGAAAUUAAAUGUGACUGUCCUAAAAGCCAAACUGGGUGAUUCCAAAGAUUACUUUUCGGAGUCAGACUGUUACGUCAGUCUUUAUCUUCCUACGGCAACUGCAAGUGCAUUCAACACAAAAACAGUGCAGAAUAACAACAAUCCAGAAUGGAAUGAAACGUUUACCUUCAGGGUCCCCUCACAUCUGAAAAAUGUUUUAGAGAUCAGGCUGCAUGACGAGGACCCCGUUUCACUUGAUGACCUCAUGUCAACGACUAUGUACGAUCUCAGCAACCUCACACUUGGCAAGAAAGAAAGAAUAGCAUUCAAUUUAAAUUCUGAGACAACAGACCAAAUUUUAAUCCAGUUUGAGAUGCUCCAAAGCGAGGAGCCCCCAAGUGACUAUUUCAGUAAUGGCAUUCUCCUGGCUCCCCCAUUCUCUGCUUUGGACAUCAACGUCGACAAGCUUCUAAACAAUUAUGAUUCCCUGGGUAAAACGAUAAAGCUUUGUGGGGCCUGUCCCGAGAAUCAGAGUUUAACAGCAAAGGAAACCACCAAGCUGCGUUUUUUCAUUAACAGAGACUUGGCGACCGAACUUGGACUGGCUUCCUCUGCUGUUGAUGCCCCCUCGAGUGUGGCAAGGCUUCAGCCACUACCACCUGAACACACUUGCAAAGUGUCUCUUGUUAUUGAUCAGGACACCGUGGAUUUAGAUGUUGAGACACAUGAGUGCGUCGAUGGCCAUAUUGCAGUUCGUCUGGAUUUUGACAUUCCACCGCAAGAGAAAGAGUUUUUGAAGAAGAGGAAGUUAAUUGUGGGGCAGAAUAUGCAAAAGCUCUUUGGCCUUGACUCUCCACCAUCAGCAAACCAGGUGCCAACUAUAGCAGUGGUGGGUUCGGGGGGAGGAUCCAGAGCAAUGACAAGCCUGUUGGGCAGUCUAAAGAGCCUCAAGGAAAUACAAGUCCUCGAUAUUGUAUCUUAUAUCACAGGAGUGUCUGGAUCUACUUGGACUAUGAGUGCCUUGUUCAGAGAUGCAAACUGGUCACAGGACGGCAUCGAUCGUGUCAUCGCUGAAAUAAGAAAAGAGAUCUGUAAGGAUGCCCUGAGUCUCUUCUCUCUGGAAAAAAUGGAAUACUACAGGCGCGAAAUGGAAGAAAAAAUGAAGGAGGGACAUAUUUUAUCCCAUACUGAUUUGGCAGGCCUGCUGUAUGAACAAACUGUUUUUGGCGAGAAAGUGGUCAAUACGCUCUCUGAGCAACGGAAGACGGUAAAUGAAGGCCAAAACCCUUUGCCCAUAUACACUGCUGUCAAUGUGAAGGAGAGGAUGGGCUGUGAAUCAGAAGCUGAGUGGUGCGAGUUCACCCCCUAUGAGGUUGGCUUUCAAAAGUACGGUGCUUUUGUGCGCGCUGAAGACUAUGGCAGUCAGUUCUUCCUUGGUCAUCUCAUCAGAAAACUCCCAGAAAUCCGCAUCCCGUAUUUGAUUGGAAUAUGGAGCAGUUUCUUUUCAGUCACCAUGUCUCAAUUAAUGAACCUCGCCAGUGAUGAGACCGGAAGCGGACCAGAUAUGGACAACAAAGAGCCUGAAAAUGAGCCGUUGACUCUUGAUACACAACAUAUGGAUCCAUCCUCAGCCGUCUCUAGAAUCAUCAGUGACUUCUUAAUGAAUCGCCCAUUUAGUUCUAAAGAAUACAACUUCAUGCAUGGUCUCUUUCUGCACUCAAGCUACAAUACACAUAGCAACUUCACAGCCUGGAAAGAAUCACACCCUGAUGCUUUUCCAAAUUUACUGACACCCAGCGAAUCAUUUCUGCAGCUCAUUGAUUCUGGUCAUUCCAUCAACAUCGGCUGUGCGCCCGUCCUACGUCCUGAGAGAGAAGUGGACGUUAUCAUUUGUUUUGAUAAUUCUUGGACCCCAAACGACAUCUUCAAGGAACUGAAGUUGACAGCGUCUUACUGUCAAGACCACAACAUGCCCUUCCCUCGUAUCGAUUUUACCACUCUGGAAGAACAACCUCAGAGAGAGGUUUACAUUCUUGAAGAUAUGGAGAAUCCCAAGGCACCAGUCGUGAUUUACUUCCCGCUUGUCAAUGAUUCAUUCAGACAUUUCAAAGAACCAGGUGUGAAGCGCGAGACUGCAGAAGAAAUAAAAGCUGGAGAGGUGGAUGUGAAGAGCAGCAACUCCCCUUUCAAGACUGACCAACUUGUCUACUCAGAGGAAGAUUUUGACAGUCUCGUGAACUUAACUGCCUAUAAUGUGGCCAACAACAAAGAAAUCAUCAUUGAAACCUUGCGUAAGGUCUUGAAAUCUAAAAUGGAUAUUGAGAUAUAAGUCAGACCGUGUGAACAGUUGAGCUUUAUUCAUUUAACCUUGAGGGUUUAAAAUCAGUAGACUAUAUUUAAAGUAGAUUAAAAAUAAUAUACACUGCAUUGUACUGCAUUGAGAUUCACAACUAGCCUAAAACAUACACCAAUUUUUUUGGGACCGCAUAUCUUGUUCAGGUUCAUGUGGAGCUGAAGUCUCUCCCAGGUGACUUUGAGCGAAAGGUGGGCAACAUACACCCAAGACUGCUAACUAGUUAAUCACAAGACACCAAAAGAGACAGAAAGCAGUUUGCAUUCACACCAUCACUGUGGGCACCAAACUCACGCUGCCAGCACUGAAAUCUUGGGAUUGUCCACCGUUCUUUUUUUUUUCUAAAACAAUUUCCAUCAACAUAUUUAAUAAACGCGUUGCUCAUGGGCCAACGAAGAAAUUAUUACAUUUAGUUGAGGAUCCGGAAUUGACGUCGUUUUUAGCCUCACAGUCGAGAACUUCUACGUUCAAAUUUUUUUAACAGUAGGACAUUGGUGGAGGGGCCAUUCGUUUUAGAUUUAUACAUUAGAACAAGGGAGCUCAAACUUUUUGGGUUGAAGGAUCCCUUGAAGGGACCCCCCCCCCCACUACCCCAGAGAACCACCUAAUAAUGCGGCAAUUGAACAUGCAUGUCCCUAAGUGUCACUUAAAAUUGAAAAGUUAACUAUUUUGAGGAAAAAGAAAAAAAAAAAGAAAGAACACUUCAUUUUUAAUUGUGAUUCUAUUAUUUGGUUUUCCAGACAAAUCAUUCGGUCAAUAAAUAAAUUCACUCGCAGAAGCAGAGGGAUGUGCUUUGUUUAGUCACUUGUUUGUAUCAUCAUGUAAUCAAAUAAAGGUGUGUGCACUGGCUUCAA
Molecule: messenger RNA, 4101 nt
Organism: Hippocampus comes (tiger tail seahorse)
Lineage: Eukaryota; Metazoa; Chordata; Actinopteri; Syngnathiformes; Syngnathidae
Product: cytosolic phospholipase A2 zeta-like
Exons: 24
Coding region: 476-3223 (915 amino acids)
Biological process (GO): glycerophospholipid catabolic process
Cellular component (GO): cytosol
Molecular function (GO): calcium-dependent phospholipid binding; calcium ion binding
Source: RefSeq, a predicted model, not a curated record